This is a messenger RNA of Hylaeus anthracinus, 519 nucleotides long. RefSeq lists its product as uncharacterized. The transcript has a single exon. The record is from RefSeq and is a predicted model, not a curated record. Gene Ontology annotation, molecular function: nucleic acid binding. NCBI's taxonomy places the organism in Eukaryota, Metazoa, Arthropoda, Insecta, Hymenoptera, Colletidae. The coding region runs from base 1 to 519 and encodes 172 amino acids.
AUGGACAACGCACUCUACCACACGGUGCAAAUAAAGAAAGCACCGUCAAUACAUGCUAGGAAGGCAGAAAUGAUCGCUUGGCUAGAAGAACAUAAUAUUCGCUAUUCGGAAGCUAUGAGAAGAUAUGAGCUACAAAAGAUUAUAAAAGCAAAUAAAAGUAUGGAGAAAGUGUACAAGGUCGACACAAUAAUGAAGUCAGAAGAAAAUAUAGUUCUGCGAUUGCCUGCAUAUAUGUGCGAGCUAAAUCCAAUUCAGUUGGCAUGGGCUCAAAUGAAGAGGAAAGUACGAGAACAAAACACUGGAACGUUAACGUUUACAGAAUUAUUAAGAUUGACGAAGGAAGCUAUAAAUGGAGCGACGGAAAAUGAUUGGAGUAAAUUUUGCGACCACACCGAAAAAUUGGAAAGGCGGUACUACAAACAGGACUUUUUAUUGGAAACUGCAACGGACAACUUGAACAUCAACAUUCAAGAUACGGCCUCUGAAGAUAACGAAGCAGGAAGUGAAGAUUCAGUAUAA